This is a messenger RNA of Peronospora belbahrii, 3729 nucleotides long. The record is from the annotation of a GenBank genome assembly. Lineage: Eukaryota; Oomycota; Peronosporomycetes; Peronosporales; Peronosporaceae.
AUGCUGACUAAAUUUGAAUCCAAGAGUAAUCGUGUAAAAGGAUUAACAUUUCAUUCAAGUCGUCCAUGGAUUCUUACAUCGUUACAUAAUGGUGUGAUUCAAUUAUGGGAUUAUCGUAUGGGUACUCUAUUAGAUCGUUUUGAUGAACAUGAUGGACCUGUACGUGGUGUUGAUUUCCAUCGUUCACAGCCUUUAUUUGUUUCUGGAGGGGAUGACUAUAAACUUAAAGUAUGGGACUAUAAACUCCGUCGUUGUUUGUUUACAUUACUUGGUCACUUGGAUUAUAUACGUACGGUACAAUUUCACCAUGAAUAUCCAUGGAUAUUAAGCUGUAGUGAUGAUCAAACGAUCCGUAUCUGGAACUGGCAAUCACGUUCAUGUGUUUCGAUCCUUACAGGUCAUAAUCACUACGUCAUGUGUGCUCGAUUUCAUCCAAAGGAUGAUUUGAUUGUUUCUGCUUCAUUGGAUCAGACCGUAAGAGUGUGGGAUAUUACAGGACUUCGCAAAAAGACUGUGCGUGGUGCUCCUACUUCCGUUGAUGAUAUGAUAGGCCCUUCUUCAUCACGCUCUAAUAAUCAUGAUAUCUUUGGAGCCAAUGACGCAAUUGUCAAGUAUGUACUGGAAGGCCAUGAUCGGGGUGUCAACUGGGCAAGUUUCCACCCGACACUUCCGCUGAUUGUCUCUGGUGCUGAUGAUCGUCAAGUGAAGCUCUGGCGAAUGAACGAGACCAAGGCAUGGGAAGUCGACACGAUGCGUGGCCAUACAAACAAUAUCUCGUGUGUACUGUUUCACCCCCGUCACGAGCUGAUUAUUUCGAACAGUGAGGACCGCUCGAUUCGAGUGUGGGAUAUCUCGAAACGCAUGGGGUUGCAGACCUUUCGUCGCGAAAAUGACCGCUUUUGGAUGCUCGCGGCUCACCCAUCGCAGAAUUUGCUGGCUGCUGGUCAUGACUCUGGUAUGAUUGUGUUUAAGCUAGAGCGUGAGCGUCCGGCGAUGGAUGUUCACGAAGGACGCGCUUAUUACACCAAAGAGCGCUACGUACGCAUGUAUUCCUUUGCUGAUGGCAACGACGUGCCUGUGGCAGCUGUGCGUCGCACAGGUACCACUGGCACAGGUAUGGGCAACUCCCCACGUCAGCUAAACUACAACCCAUACGAUCAGAAUUCGGGUACCAACAGCGUGCUGGUAAUUAGCGAUACUGACGGUGGUUCAUAUGAGCUGGUGACAUUCACACAGGGAGCAAACGGUGAUACGUCGGAGUCAAACCGUGGACCUGGACUGUUUGCCGUAUUUGUGGCCCGCAACCGCUUUGCUGUACUGGAUAAGUCACGUCACAUUGUGAUCAAGAACUUCCAGAAUGAGGUGACCAAGAAGAUUACUCCACCUAACGGCACAGCAGACGGCUUGUUUUUUGGUGGUGUGGUGGGCCGCGUGCUGCUUCAUAUCGAUGACAAGAUAGUGCUUUACGAAACCCAGAGCCGUCGUGUGCUAGCUGACGUUCAGGCUCCUCGCGUGAAGUACGUGGUCUGGAGCCCUAACUACGAGUAUGUGGCGCUAGUCAGCAAGCACUCUAUUGUGCUGGCUGAUAAGCAACUUAAUCAUUUGUGUACUAUCACGGAGUCAGUGCGUAUCAAAAGCGGUAUUUGGGCGAAUGCUCCUGCAGAGAUCUUCGUCUAUACGACGCUUAACCACAUCAAGUACUCGCUAACGAAUGGCGACGCUGGUAUUAUUCGCACGCUGGAUGUACCUGUGUACUUGACGCACCUGGAGGGAAGCAAGCUUCACUGCCUUGACCGCGAGGCAAAAAUGCGCACUAUGGCCGUUGACCUUACGGAGUGCGAGUUCAAAAUUGCGCUAAACAAGAAGAACUAUACGGAAGUGAUGCGUAUGGUGCGUCACUCCAGACUAUGCGGGCAAGCAAUUAUCUCUUACCUUACGAAGAAGGGCUACCCGGAGAUUGCGCUGCACUUUGUCAAUGAUGAAAAAACUCGCUUCAAGCUAGCUAUUUCGUGUGGUAACCUCGAGGUUGCACUAAAUUCAGCCUACGAGCUGGAUGACAGCAAGUGCUGGUAUCAGCUGGGUGUAGAAUCGCUUCGCCAAGGUAAUAUCCAGGUAGUAGAGAUGGCCUACCAGCGCACCAAGAACUUUGAGCGCCUGAGCUUCCUCUAUCUGGUCACUGGCAACCGUGACAAGCUAAAAAAAAUGCUGAAGAUUGCCGAAGUGCGCAAUGACAUCAUGGCGCGCUUCCACAACGCGCUGUACCUUGGUGAUGUUGAGGUCCGCGUGAUGACGCUUGAGGCUGCUGGCCAAUUUGGCCUGGCUCUGCUAACAGCUGCGACUCACGGCCUUAAUGAGCACGUGGAACGCCUGCGUGCAAUGCUGCAGGAAACAAAUCCGGAUUUUGAUGUGGACGCUUUCCUAUCGCGUGAGAUGCUACCGAAUCCAACUUUGCUGUCUCCGCCGCUGUCCGUGAGCCGCUUGGAGAAUGAGAACUGGGCUCUAGUGGAGAUCAACGAGCCGACGAUUCAAGAUCACGCUAUUGCUGCUGAGAAGCGUGAAGCCGAGCGCAGUCUGCAGCCGCUACAGCAGGACGAGGGUUCAGGAGAGGCACGCCCUGCUCGCAAGUCGUCAAUGGAUUUGGCGCUAGAUGGCGUCGACGAUGCCUGGAAUACCGAUGGCGACCUUGACUUGGACGACUCGCUGACAAAUGAUGAUCAGUCGCUGGGCAUGGACUCUUCUGCCUUAGAAAACGACUUUGCUGGUCUCAGUACAGACGCUGGUUUUGUGGCAGCCCCUACUGCUGGAACAAGUCUUGCUGUGCAGUGGGUUCGCAAUUCGUCUCUGGCGGCCGACCACGCUGCUGCUGGGUCAUUCCAAACUGCGAUGCAGUUGCUCCAUCGUCAGAUUGGCGUCAUUAACUUUGGGCCUCUCAAGCCCGUUUUCCUUCAGGUUUUCUCGGGUAGUUCGACCUCAUUGCCUACGCAGGGCAACUGCCCGUCAUUGCGGGCGUGGCUGCGGCGGAACGAAGCAAACCAACCUGCUAUUGCCAUCUCAUUUGCAUCUCUUGUUGAAGACCUCAAGCAAGCUUACCGUUCAUUUACUGGUGCCAAGUUUGACGACGUGAAGACGCACUGUCAAUCGAUUUUGCACGCGAUUCCAUUCUUGACUGUGGAUUCAAAGGAAGAAGCUGAGAAGGUGAAGGGUCUGCUUACGGUUUGCCGCGAGUACUUGGUCGCUUGUCGCAUUCGUACUGAGGUAGCUGCAGUGCCUUUGGAGAGCAAUCCCAAGCGCAACAUUGAGCUGAGCGCAUACUUUACACACUGUGAACUGCAGCUACCGCAUCUGGUGCUAACGCUGAAAAUUGCGAUGACUAAUGCGUUCAAGGCGGGCAACUUUAUCUCGGCAGCGUCAUUUUGUCGGCGAUUACUGGAAAUUCCAGAGGUAUCGCAGCAUCCGCGUCACGAAAAGCUACGUCUAACCGCCCGCAAGGUGCUUCAAAAAGCGGAAAAGGAGGCUCGCAAUGAACAUGCCGUGGACUACCAGGAAUCAAAGCUGUUUGUGUUAGACGCACGCAACUUUACGCCAAUUUAUUUGGGUGAGUCGGAUGUACGCUGUCCAUACUGUGCAGCUGCAUAUCAUCUCGAGAGUCAGGGCACAAUCUGCGACGUGUGUGAGAUCUCAAAGAUUGGUGAAGAGACUAUCGGCCUUGUCGUUACUGCUGCGCAAUAA